This is a messenger RNA of Trichoderma atroviride IMI 206040, 2220 nucleotides long. RefSeq lists its product as uncharacterized. Lineage: Eukaryota; Fungi; Ascomycota; Sordariomycetes; Hypocreales; Hypocreaceae. The record is from RefSeq and is a predicted model, not a curated record. Gene Ontology annotation, biological process: pseudouridine synthesis. Gene Ontology annotation, molecular function: pseudouridine synthase activity; RNA binding. Gene Ontology annotation, cellular component: nucleus.
AUGAGCGAACUACCGCACUACAAUGUGCGCCAGACUGCGUCUCACGCCAAAUCAAUAGGAAUCACGCAGCGCGCCACUCCUUUGCGAUUCCCAUGGGUGGGCGACCUGCGCGUGAGAUUCUCAGAUUUCCAGGUCAAUGAGAUUGGCAAAGACGGCGUUGUUGUUCAUCUGCGCAAAAUCGGACUAAAUGGCCAAAACAAACCGGUUGCGGAUGCCGCGCCAGUGAAGGAGACUGAUACUCCCAAAGAGCAACAAGACUCCACUAACGAGGGUGAUUCCAACGAGGUUAAAGAUGAACCUCAAGAGCAGGAGAUUGUUGAGAUCCCCGCGGAAGAUGUGACAGCUCUCACCAAUCUAGCAGGCGAAAAGUUUGCACAAGAGCUCGUAGACUUAUUCCGAGACGGUCAGGCCGCGCCUUUGGAGAGAAAGAAGCCCGUCGUGUCCGAGCCCAUGGACGACAAGUUCAAACGAGGCGAAAUCCAUCAAGAAAUCCGACGCAUCUUCAAUUAUAGGAUAGAGACCAGCACGGGCGAUGCCGGUGCUAUCGUCGCCAGCUUCGCGGCACCCACAAGAAGAGGCAAAAGAGGUCGGGGCGGCCGCAAUCGCAACCGGAACAAGCAAGAAGAUCAGCCAAUUGGCGAGUAUCUCCACUUUACUCUUUUCAAAGACAACCGCGAUACCAUGGAUGCCGUCAACCAGAUUGCACGCAUCUUGAAGGUGAAGCCUCAAGUCAUCAACUAUGCGGGCACCAAGGAUCGACGUGCAUCUACAGUCCAGCGCUGUUCCGUCCGAUACACGCGGGAUAGAAGCCUGGCGGGUAUCAAUGGAAAGCUCUGGGGCAUAACGACUGGCGAUUACGAGUACAAGACGGAUCCCAUCCACCUUGGACAGCUACUAGGCAAUGAGUUUGCCAUCACUAUCAAGAAUUGCCAGAUUCUCGGCGAGGACAGUGCCAAGCCUGUCCCUGAGCAGGCUGACCUAAUGCAUGCCAACGUGCAAUCUGCUUUGGACCACAUGACAGAGCACGGCUGGAUCAACUACUUUGGCCAUCAGCGAUUCGGCACCCACCAGAUCGGAACGCACGAGGUCGGAAAACUUAUUCUGGGGGAUAACUACGAAGGCGCCAUCAAUGCCAUUCUUGCAUACGACGAGGAAAUUGCUCAAAAGGCAGAAACAGAGGGGAUCCCCAACGAGCCGGCCAAGCGAGACGAAUACAACCGCCACCUUGCCUGCAUGCUGUUCAGGACCGAAAAGGACGUCGAAAAGGCCAUUGAGAUCAUGCCCAGGAGAUUCGCGGCCGAAGUCUGCGUCCUGCGCCACCUCAACAGACAAGGCAAGCAGUCCAGAAGAGACUUUGUCGGAGCCCUCAUCCACAUCACCAGAGGUCUGCGAUCAAUGUACCUCCACGCAUGCCAAUCCCACGUGUGGAACCACGCCGCGAGCAGGCGAUGGGAGCUCCAUGGCGAGAAAGUCAUCAAGGGCGACCUCGUCAUUGUCGAAACCGAAGCCACUCCCCAAGUCAGCGGCCAAGAUCAAGACGGCGACGACAUCAUCAAUCCCGUAAACCCCGUCGAGGAUGAUGACGAUAUUCCUCUCCAGGCCAGGCCUUUGACCGAGGAGGAGGCCGCCAGUGGGAAAUAUACAGUGUACGACAUUGUUCUCCCUACUCCCGGCUACGACGUCAUCUACCCAGAUAACGAGAUUGGCGAGUUCUACAAAGACUUCAUGGGCCGCGAGGAGAACGGCAGCCUGGAUCCCCACAAGAUGCGCCGCAUGCGCCGCGAAUUCAGCCUUCCGGGACGCUACCGCAAGCUGAUGAACAGGUUCCUCGCCAAGCCCAGCGUCGAGUUCAAGACGUACUCGGACGACGAAGAGCAGAUGCACCCCACCGAUUUGGAUCUCAUCAAAGCCGAUCGCAAAACCGGUACUCAUGCUAGUAAUAAUAAACGCUCCCGUGAGGACGGAGAUGACGCGAGGCCGAGCAAGGUGGCCAAGGUGGAAGGAGAAAACGAAGCGUCCAAUCAGACCUCACAGGAGGAGGGUGCUGCUGCCAGCGCCAAGGUUGAAGAAACAGAAACUACAAACGCACAAGAAUCCAUGGAGGUGGACAAGCCGCUCAAGAUCGCCGCAAUUGUCAAAUUCCAGCUCGGCAGAAGCGCCUACGCCACCGUCACGCUGCGGGAACUCAUGGGUGACCCCCCGGAGAGUAAUGCAUCCUAA